Messenger RNA from Colletotrichum graminicola M1.001, 594 nucleotides. RefSeq names its product synaptobrevin. Gene Ontology annotation, cellular component: Golgi apparatus. Gene Ontology annotation, molecular function: SNAP receptor activity. NCBI's taxonomy places the organism in Eukaryota, Fungi, Ascomycota, Sordariomycetes, Glomerellales, Glomerellaceae. The record is from RefSeq and is a predicted model, not a curated record. The coding region runs from base 1 to 594 and encodes 197 amino acids. The transcript has 6 exons. Gene Ontology annotation, biological process: endoplasmic reticulum to Golgi vesicle-mediated transport.
AUGAAGUUGCACUACAUCGGUAUCCUUCGCAAUGACAGCAAGCCCGCCGUCGAGCUGUGCAGCGAGAUGGAGCUGUCGGCAUACUCGAGAUUCACUAGGGGAAGCUACGCCGAGUUCAUGACUCUGUUUUCUAAAAAGGUCGCAGAGUCGACACGCCCUGGCCAGAGGCAAGAUAUCGAGGAGGGCGACAACACCUUCCACUGCGUAGGGAGAAGCGAGGGUAUCUGUGGCGUCAUCAUUUCCGACCACCAAUACCCGAGUCUAGUUGCUCACCAGCUGCUCUCCAAGAUUGUCGACGAGUUCCUCACCAAGCACCCCCGCUCCACGUGGGCAACGGGCGAGCCUAAGCUCGCCCUGCCCGAGCUUAAGGAGUACCUCACCAAGUACCAAGACCCUCAACAAGCGGAUUCCAUCCUCAAGAUCCAGAAGGAGCUCGACGAGACCAAGAUCGUGCUGCACAAGACUAUCCAGAGCGUCUUGGAGCGCGGCGAGAAGAUUGACGACCUGGUGGCCAAGAGUGAUGGCCUGAGCUCCCAGAGCAAGAUGUUCUAUCAACAGGCAAAGAAGCAAAACUCAUGCUGCAUCGUCAUGUAA